UUUUUAAUAGGCCCAAAUGGCCCAAAAGAUAUUUGAUUUGGGCUGGAUCCAAAAAUAAUGACCCAAUAUAGAUUUGUUAUUAAUAUUACUUAAUUGCCCUUAAUGAAACAUACAAUGUUAGUGAAAGAAACAUGCCCCUAAGGUAAUUAUGACAAUAAGAUCCUGCUUUAAUAGUAUAGAUAUCAAUUCUUUGAUUUUCUUCCUGUUUGGUUGAUUCAGUACUUGUACUCGCCUUUUACAGUUUAGUUAAUAAAAUUAUUGCGGUUAAAAAAAAAAAAAAAAAAAAGUCAUCCCGCCCCUACGUUUACCGUUUCAGUUAGCGAAGAUAAUCAAUCCAUAUAUCAGCCUUUAAUUCUAACAACUACAACUAAACUUUCAUCGAUACGUUUCAGAAGCUUCUCAGUUGAAUCCUAUAAAUAUACGUCCACAUAUAACACAAUCCCCAUCUCUUAGAGCUGCCAGAAUCAAGAAGUACUCAGCAGCAGAAGAACACGCUAUUUAGGAUUCUUUGACGAAAAUAGACAAAGUAUGUAAGAGACAUAAGAGAUUUGGAACACCCUUACUCCUUGGAGCAACUAAGUGUUCUGUCUGAAGACUCCAUCACUCUCGAUGACAAGCUUAAUCGCGUCCAGUGAGUAUUAUUAGUCCUCUGUUUAAUGAUCUCACUGUGUAGUCCCAAUGAUAGUGAGAAAAAAAAGUUUAAUUUUGGAUCCAAAAGUGUGAGGCUUUUUUUUGUGUGUACAUGAUAUUUAAUGAUUUGUGAGUUUGUGGGUUUUGGUUAUGUGAUCAAUUCACGAUAACGUUUACACCGACCAUACGGAUUAUAUGGCAACUAUAUUUGGUAUGCGUUUGAGAACUAAGCUUAAAGAAUGCUUGCCUCUCCACUAUAAGGUUGAUAUCAGAGUGUCUCCCGGUUCUCAUGCCGAUGAACAUUCAGAUGCUUCGUGGAUUUUAUUUGGUUUGGAUAAUUGCCCAUGUGGCCUGUGAAUGCAUCCAUGCAGAUUGGAAUGUUUUUAUUUUAUUUUAAACAGUACAGAUCAGAGCAGAGGGUCUAAGGCUGAACAGACGUGUGGGGAUCGAAUACUUAGCAGUGUGGCUAACACGAUCAGGAUCUGUCCCACGCUAUAACCUGAUGGAAGAUGCGGCUCCAGCUGAGAUAAGUCGUGUCCAGAACUGGCAAUGGAUUAGGUAUGAAGUGGAGUUGGACGGAGAUGGGCUUGGAGUCAGGGUGAACAAAGAGUUGUUUGAGAGAGUUGUGGAAGAAGAGAUGGAAAGAAUCGAGAAAGAAGUUGGUAAAGAUAAGUUUAAGAAAGGAAUGUAUAAGGACAACUGCAAGAAGUUUACAAAGCAAUGUACUGCAAGUGAGCUUGAUGAUUUUCUUACACUUGCUGUUUAUGAUCAUAUUGUAGCUCACUACCCAAACAAUGUGUCAAGGCCCUGAGAGAAGAAAAGAAGAUGCUGGAAGAGAGAGUUUGAGAUAUGAGUGUUGUACUUUUGUCUUCUAUGUUUGUUUCUCAUUUGCUUUUUUUCUAUAUGUCUGUAUAUUGGAUGAACUUGAUGUUUUUAUCUCCAAUAUGAAAUAAAUGUUUCUAUAACAUCGCUUAUAAUGUGUAAGGGGCUAUAUAGCAUUGUUUAUUUUGAUAUUAAACAAUCUAUAGAGUUCAAAAUAUAUAAAAUACAAUUGGCUGUUUGUUAUUUCUUUUUCUAUUUUUGAUCUUCUGAUUCUUUGGAGCUGCUAGGUUUUUAUUAUAACCGUGAAAAAUAUAUGAAUGAUAAAUGUAAAAACUUUGCAAGUUAAUUGCCUGAUUAUUGAAGUGUUGUCCUGACUUUUGAGAAAGAAUAUCGUAGAAAGAUGACUGUUAGUUUACAAAAAAGAAAGAUGACUGUUGAUGACAUACACAACAUAAUAUUUUGCAGGAGAAGAAUAACGGAUCUGAAUAAGCAACAAAAAAACAAUAACACUAUAUAUAUAUAUGAAUACAUUAAUCGUAGCUCAAAAUGUACACAAAUUAACCAGUAACAUACACACGUUAUCUUUCAAUUGCAAGCAUAAUGAACUGCUGUAAUACACCAAACACAGAUCUCCGCGCUUGCGCGGAGUUGACGAUUCCUAGUUUUUAUAAAAAGACAUAUUUUUAUGAAAGGACGCAUCUUUAUAUAUAUAUUCACAAUCUAUAAGAACUAAUGCAAUGUUUAAGAUGAAAAGUUGCAUCCUUUUACUAAUAAUAGCAAUCCCAAUUAAUUCUAAAGGUUGUGUGUUUUUAUAAGAAUUUUAUUUUUGUCAAAAGUUGUGUUUGUUCAUUAAGGUGUCUUUUGAUUAAAAGUUGUAUCUCUUCAAUAUGAAAUAUUGUUAAAAUUUGUGAAUAAAUGUUAUGUUGUGUCUUUUCAUCAUAAAAUGUACAUUAAUUGAUUUUUUUUUAAAAAGUUACAGUAUAUAUUACCAUUACAAAAGUGUUAUUUUCAAUAACUAAUUAAAAUAUGAAAAGUUGUGAUUAUUCAUAUGAAUUUUUAUAAAAAGACAUAUUUUUAUGAAAGGACGCAUCUUUAUAUAUAUAUUCACAAUCUAUAAGAACUAAUGCAAUGUUUAAGAUGAAAAGUUGCAUCCUUUCACAAUUAAUUUGAAAAGUUGUGAAAAAUGUCACGAAAAAUUGCAUAUUUCUAUUAAUAUCUACCUAUUCAUACAUUUUCGAUUUGUAAAAGUCCUAUGGUUGCAACUUUCUAUUUGUAUUAUACAUACCUAUUCACUUUUUAAGUGUUGCAUACUUUACUACACGUACCUUUUCAAAUCUAUUUAGACAAUCUUGGAUCAAAAUUUAUAAACAAAAAAUUGAAUGCUCGAUGUAUCACACAUGACGUGACGAAAGGAGUUGUCUCCUACACUUUUAUGAAUCUGCUGAUCAUGAAGUUAAAGCCAAGGCUCAUAACCAUAUCUUCCCAAGAUAAACCCUACCUCCAAACUAUUUUCUCUUUAAUCUCUUACUGUCCCUCUCUCUCUCUCUCUCUCUCUCUCUCUCUCUCUCUCUCUCUCUCUCUCUCUUUCUCGUGGUCGAAGGUCAUUAAUGUUACGAAAAGUGGACACAUACAGCCAUGUAAAAAUCUCUCUUUGUAUAAUAUGCAGGUGUAUGGAACAACUUUUUGCUAUGAAUUGGGUGCGUAAAAAUAAUCUCUUUGCUCUUCUUUUUUUGUUUCCUGUUAGAUCAGAUUAUGAGUUGCACAAAAAAAAGAACAGAUUAUGAAAAAAACACAAUAACCGUUUCAAAACCUCAUUUCUUAUAUGAAUUUCUGUUGUGUCAUUAUAAAUCUAUAUAUCUAUAUAUAAUAGGAGACCCAAUUUGUUACAAAAUGAAGUAAUCACUUUUUUAUAUAUAUAAAAAUUUAAAUCUAACGGAUGUGUUUAUAAUAAUUUGUAAUCUAAAACAAGAUUUGCCCUUCUCUUAUAAGAGCUGACGUCAUCUUGUGGCAAAAGACGCUUCCUCUCUUCUUUACCUCAAUCAACGGUUCUCUAAACGACGCAUUCUUCUACAUUCACAUCUUUGCAAAAGAUAUCCCAUUUGCUUCCUUCCGGUUUGAACACGUUUCAAUCUAUAUAAGGAAGUUUCAAAUUUCUUAUCCUUUUAUAUAUUCCAUCAUUGUCAUCCAAUUGUUUAUGCAUUAAUUUCCAUCUUAUACAGUCUUCUUUUUUUUUUUCUCAAUACAGUUUUCUUUUGUAUCUGUAUUUAUCUCUGCAAUUUCUUACUCCAGUUUCAUCCUUGAUUCGUUAAUUACAGGAAAAAAUAUUAAACCAGUGGGUGAUUAUUAUUUUUUCUUGAAGGGACAUAUCUCUUUUUAAAAGUUUGGGACUGCGUGGGAAGGAGAUGGAGGGAAUCACGUUUCUUUUUUGCCAACUAACAAGCUUUGUUCUCAUAUCACUUACAGAUAUUGGUAUUUUCCCAAGUCUUUUUACAGCAGUUAAUUAUAAUGUUUUUCUAUUCGAUUUUCAUUGCGCUUUUCUAUUUUUUUGUUGAUUGGUAUUUGAUGUUUUGCCAGAAGAAUUGAUCUGAGAGUAGCUUAGUCAAAUUCUACUGAUGUCCCUUUUCAUACUUGUAUGUGUAACUAAUUAUAAUUGAUGCAGAGUUGUUCGAACAAUACCGAGUUAGGUUUGAAUGGAAAAGGUGAAAAAUGGUUGGCUGAAGAAUUUGAUUAUUAACUUUAGAAAAAAUAGAAUUUGAUUAUUUGUUCCCAGAAACUAAUCUUUUUCUUUUUGGUAUAAAUCCCAGAAACUAAUCGUUUGCGUUACACUGAUUUAUGAACAUGCCGAUAUACUGACUAAUUGUUUUCGUUACACUAAUUUAUUUUCAGUGAGCCAUGUUUGUUUGAUAGUUUUUUUUUUCCUUUUUGAUACUUUCGUUUGGUACUUCAAUUAGAAACAGUAGUACAUUUUUUUUUCAUAUAUUUAUACCAUACCUAUGAUAGGAGUUAGCACGUAAAAUGUGUGUGUUUCUACUAAAAUUAGUUCGAAUAAGUUGUCAAAUUAAUAGAUACUACGUAACUAUAAUUUGUGUCUUUUCAUUAUAGGUUAUAUGUUUUUAUUUUUAUAUUCUUUAUAGUUGUAAGAGUUGUAUCUUUUCAUUUUAAACUACAAAUUAGUCUCUAAAAGAUGUUAAAAUACCCAAAUAAGAUAGUUCAUGUUUUAAGUUUCUAUUCUUUGAUUCUUUAAACAUUAGGAAAAAGAUGCACUUGAUGUACCAAAAGAUUUGAUUGAAUAAAAUUUACAUUCAUUAAAAAAUUUCAAAUUAGUAUCUUUCUAUAUUUAUUAUCUUAAGAGUUGUGUCUUUUCAUUUUAUUACAAAUUUUUUUAAGUUGUUAUAAAAUCUCAAUAAGUGGUUUUCUUUAAUUAUUUGUCUUUUAAAGUAUUUUUAGUAAUCAUGUGUCUAUUCAAAAGAAUUUGAAAAAUACUAUUUUAAAAUAAGUAUUAAAAAUCUGAAAGGUCGUGACUAUUCAUAUAAAUUUUUGAAAAACUAUGAAUAGACUAUGUACAUAAUUUAUCAUCAUAAGUCUUCACAAAUUUAUUAAAGUGGUGAAAAAAGUCAUGUACAGUUACAUGGUUACAAAUUCUUAGAAGAUAUGCCAAUAAAACAGCGUCAACAAAAAAUAGUAUAAAAAAUUCUAAACAGGGGAAAUUAUUGGACUUAGUUUCUUCAACUAGACGAGAUGUGUGUUCCUUUAUAUUCAUGUAUGUUCCAUGAAGACAUGAUUCAUGUCAUAUACUUCCAUACACUUAGAUUAUAUAAACUAUAAAAAUCAAGAUACAUUAGUAAAUAUAUGUCAUUAUAUUCAGUGAAAUUUGCUAGCAAGCAUCGUUGUAUAUAUAUUUAAUUUAAGUGGACGAUAUUAUGAGAUUAAAACCAUCCAACUUUUCAUUCUAGUGUCUUCUCAAUGCGUGUACAAAAAUAUAAAGUUUUUGAAUCUAUCUGUACUCUUAUAUAGACUUUGUAUCAUGUGUAUAAUUUAGUUCUACAAGAUGGAAUUUUAACAGUUUAUUUUUAAUGCAUAAAAUACUAUAUAUUAAAUUGAGUUUGCAACUUUUAUUUGAUGUCAAUUAGCAAGUGGUUUUAAUAACUUCUUUGUAUUAAUAAUAGGAAUCCAAAUAAAUUUUUAAGGAUGUAAAUUUUUUUUUAAACAUUGUUUUUUUUAAAGUUGCAUUUGAUUAAAAUAAAUUAUUAAAAUGUAGAAGUGUAUAUGUUUUUCAUCUUAACAAUGUGUCUUUUUAUCUUAAAAAUUACAUUGGUUUAAAAUAAGUUGUCAAAAUGUCUAAAAUGUAUUUUUUUUUUCAUUUUAACAUUGUGUAUUUUCAUCUCAAGAGUUUCAUUAGUUAUAUCUUAAAAAUAUAUCCUUUCAUCCUGAAAAUCACUUUUGAUUUAAAAGAAAUUGGUAAAAUGUCACAGAUGUGUCCUUUCAAAUAUUUCAUGGGAAAUUGUCAAAUAUAUAAACAUGUAGCUUUUCAUCAUAAGAAUUAGAUAGACUAGAACAUUUUCUUUUAUACAUGAGUUUAAUGACACUUAAAUGGAUGUAGAUUAUUAAAGAUUAAGUUGAUUAUUUGCAACCGCGUAAGUCAUCAUUGCAAUUGUUUGGUGAACAGUUAGUUGCAAGUGAUUAAAUAAAGCAUUCCAACUGUUGUGAUUGCAGUUUUGUAGUGAUGAACGAUUACAAUAUUUGGUGAUGAAUCAUUGCAAUUGUUAGAGAUUGUUACUUUAGUGAUAAAUUAUUGCGACUUUUGGUGAUAUUUUUUGAAACUUUUAACUAAGCAUUGCAAUGUUUACUUAUUAACCAUUGCAACCCUUAGUCCUUUAUAUAAAGAAUUGUAAGCAUUAAGAAAUCACAACUAAAAACCCAUAAAAACUAUAAAUAGAUUAGAAAAGAGAGAUAUUUAUUGUAGAUCAUAAUAAUAUUUGAAAAAAACAAGUAAAUAUAUGAAGUACUCUAUUUGUUAUUAUUGUAUCUUCGACUAGGCCUAGAAAAUUUGAUUGAGAAACAGUUAAAUUCUAGAGUAUUUUUAUCUCAAUACCCACUUCAACUUCAAAAAUUUACUAUUUAGAGAUCCAAUAAAUGACCAGUGAUUUUUUUUAAAAAGCAAAUCCAUAAUUUAUCAACUUAAUUAUUUAAUUAAUACAUUAGUUUAAUAUAAUGAUUAUAAUAUUUUUUAUGAGAAUUCCACAAAAAUUUAAUAUAAUAAUAUAAAUGAAACGGAUCAUGUCAACAUAAGUCAAUAUACAUUUAUUGUGAUAUCUAUUUCUUAAUAUUUUUUUCUUAUGAAAUAGAGCAUAUAAUUAAAUGUAUUUAAAAUAUAUUUUUUUAGCAAACAUGAAAAUAGUAAUCCCUGAAAGCAAUUGUAAAUAAGUAUGGAAAAAACUAUUAUUAAAAAUAUAUUUUAUUUGAUUUUUUAUAAAAUGAGUUCCCGUGCGAUAUCGCACGGGUUCUUUACCUAGUUGUUCUAGAAAUAAUUAAAUUAAUGCAUUAAAACAAAUGUAACCGAUAUACUUUUUUGGGGUCGAUAUACUUGUUAGGAUUUAUUACAAGUUUGAUGGAAAGCAAAGCUUAAUAACUCAUCUAGAAAAUUAAACAAAGCGAACAAGUCUUAGAAGUUACGGUUACUUUGACCUCUCUAGAUAUGAUUCUCUUGUUUUAACUGUUCUCCACUCCUGAAUUUUAAGGUCGGGUUGUUUAACCUUCCACCUCAAAUCCAUUCAUUAAAAAAAAAUCCUUUCCACCUCUAAUCGUAUUUGAGUUUGUGGCUCACAUUAUUUUUAUAUUGUCAGGUCUCGUUUUGCUUUGGUCCGUUAAAUUCAUCAUUUUGAAUUUGGAACUUGUACUAUUUUAAAAAUAAGUAGCGACUAGCGAGACCAACAAUAGUGAUACGUUGUCUAGAAACAAAAGAAAGAAAACUCAAUGAUUGAUAUUUGAUACGACAUAGCAACUAUGACGCGCACUAAAACCCUUUUGAAUCGAGGACGACAAACAUGACUUCUCUUGUCCACUCUUAUGCUCACUCUUGUCAAAAAAUCAAGGCGAGUUUACUUGAAAUUGUGGAUCUUAUUCACGUGGCACAUAAAAAUGAUAAAAUAUGGUUAAGACACUAUAACUUUAUACCAAAUUUUCAAGCCAUGAUACGAUUCACCGCACCCAUUAGAUUUUCUCUCAGUCGAAUCAUGGGAACAUAACCAAAGGCCCUUUUGUUAAAAAGCUGGUCUAGUGAAAGAAAAUGCCAGCACUGAACUUUUUCGGUGUAUUUUUUAAUCCUCACAAGCUUGGACUUAAAAGAGUAACGGUGGCACCAUUAAGUGGGAUACGGAAAAGCAAAGAUGCAAGUUGAUAAAAUAUAAAACCUAAAAAUCUUUUAGUACUCGAAACAGAGACGCUUUAAUUCUCUAUGCAUGGGUGUAGUUGGUUGGUUGCAUUAUUCUUUAGUUUUCUUAAAGGUUUUAUUCUCCUAAUCAAAUCACCUAAUUCGAAAUGACAAGACAUAUUUCAACAUAGAAAAUAGCCCAUAUUAUUUGGGAGAGAGUGUCACAGAUUGAAUAAAAUGAAACGUACAUGGCAUACCAAAAACGUAAAGUGCAUCGUCGUUGCAUUACAUUUCGUUUUGUAUGUGUAUCUGCACGUUCUGUAUAUAUGGCGUAGCUUAUUGCAAAUAUGAGUUGGAUGCGAAAAACAAUAAUGUCAAAACAAGUAUAUGAAGAUGCUAUUAUUGUGGUAACAUUUUGAUGAUCUUUUGAUUUCUUACCCAUUUCUUGGAUUUGACAAUGUUACACGUUUCGUAAUUCAAUAAACUUCACAACCUCAAAUGAUCACAGUGCCGAAAAUCAAAGUUCAAUUACGUGAGUAUCCCUGAUAUAAAAUAAGCCGGGAAAAUAGAAAAGAAAAGACCAACAGGUUCAUUUAAUUUAGGUAAGAUCUUUAAGAAAUUUAUGUUAACUUUUUUUAUUUGUUUAUUAUUUACUUAAACAAACUUUAUUUAGACAGGAUGAAAACUCAAAAACACUACUUAAAAAGCUCAGAGUUCUCCAUGUUUUAAGGCUAUUGAGAUCCAUCUCACUAUACUGCAAAAGACACACACACAAUGGUCUCUACUUCUCCCAUUUCUCCUUCUAGGGAAACUGAUCGGAAGUCCAGCGAGAAAUGGACGGCGGUAGAACCAUCACGGCCAGCCAAGUGGUGGUACUCCACCUUCCACACUGUCACCGCCAUGAUCGGCGCCGGAGUUCUUAGCCUCCCUUAUGCCAUGGCUUACCUUGGCUGGGGACCAGGGACACUAUUGUUGGCACUGACAUGGGGACUGACCCUAAACACGAUGUGGCAGAUGGUGCAGCUCCAUGAGUGCGUUCCUGGAAACCGGUUUGACCGGUAUAUCGAUCUAGGACGGUACGCUUUUGGCCCAAAACUCGGCCCAUGGAUCGUCCUCCCGCAGCAGCUCAUCGUCCAGGUCGGGUGUUGCAUUGUUUACAUGGUUACUGGUGGCAAGUGCGUAAAGCAGUUCGUGGAUAUCACGUGUUCCACCUGCACUCCCGUGCGACAGUCGUACUGGAUUCUUGCCUUCGGUGGGGUUCACUUCCUUCUCUCCCAGCUCCCUAACUUCAACUCCGUCGCCGGUGUCUCCUUGGCUGCCGCCGUCAUGUCCCUCAGCUACUCGACGAUAGCGUGGGCAGGAAGUAUCUCACAUGGAAGAUUGCCUGACGUGAGCUACGGUUACAAGGCGACGAAUCCAAGUGAAUUCACGUUCCGAACCUUCAGUGCCUUAGGUCAAAUCUCAUUUGCUUUUGCGGGUCAUGCCGUUGCUCUAGAGAUCCAAGCCACAAUGCCUUCAACUCCUGAGAGGCCAUCGAAGGUGCCCAUGUGGCAAGGAGUUAUGGGAGCUUACUUUGUCAACGCCAUUUGCUACUUCCCGGUGGCUCUAAUCUGCUAUUGGGCCUUUGGUCAAGACGUAGACGACAAUGUGCUGAGGAAUCUACAGAGACCUGCUUGGCUUAUUGCUUCUGCUAAUCUCAUGGUUGUCGUUCACGUCAUUGGCAGCUACCAAGUGUUUGCUAUGCCUGUCUUUGAUCUUUUGGAGAGGAUGAUGGUUACUAAAUUCGGUUUUAAGCAUGGAGCUGUUCUGAGGUUUUUCACUCGAACUACUUUUGUCGCAUUUACGUUGUUUACUGGAGUGACUUUCCCCUUCUUUGGAGACCUUCUAGGGUUCUUUGGGGGUUUUGGAUUUGCUCCCACUUCCUUCUUUCUCCCAAGUAUCAUGUGGCUUAUCAUCAAGAAACCAAAGAGAUUCAGCAUCACGUGGUUGGUCAAUUGGAUAACCAUUAUGGUGGGAGUGUGCAUAAUGAUGGCGUCAACAAUAGGAGGAUUGAGGAACAUCAUUGCGGAUUCUUCUACUUAUAGUUUCUACGCUUAAUUAUAUUGAAUAUAGAUCGUAGACACACCUCAACUAUAUGAUCAUAUAAUUAUAUAAGUGUAGGAAUAAACCAUAUUAAUGAAUAAUCGUCGUGCAUGCGCAUCAAGUUAGAAAGAGUGUAAUAUAUACAUAAUCUGCUACUUAAUUCAAUAAGACAAAUAUACUGUUAAUUAGCUCUACAUUGAUCUUCGAUUACGGCUACCAUUCAUCCACACCUGUCAUGAUCUUUCGAAAUACCACAAUUAUCAUGAUUUUUCAAAAUACCACACUUAAAAUGAUAUUUCAAAAUAAUAAUAAUAUGCCAUGGUUUUACCUUGGCUGGGUACUCUUUCUAAUUUUACAAGCUUUAUGCCCUAAAUUAUUUUCGUUACUAAGCUGAUGAUUUUGCAACUGUUAAUGCAAUUUAUUCAGAUAUGAGAAGAUUCAGAAAACAUAUAAAAACAGUUACACUUUAAGCUGAUGAUGAUUAUGAAACUAGUUGUAAUUAAACUCAGAUAUAUAAUAAGAUCUAAAGAAGAUUCAUAGAACAUGCAUAGAUGAAAUUGCACAAUAAGUAGAUGAUUCCAUAUAUAGAACAUUCAAAAAAGAAAGAAAAAAGCAAACUGCACUAUAAGAUGAUGAUUAUGAACUAGUUGCAACUAAAUUCAGAUAUAAGCAGAUUAAUACAGCAUGUAAUAAAGAAAGGAAAAAUCAAAAGACGAAUCAAUUGUAAUUUUUUAUUGGGUCAAUUUGCUGAAUAACCAACUUUGGCAUCAAAAUUAAGUGAGUAGCAUUGAUUUUGACGUAAUGUAAUAUCUAUCAUUUAUGCCAAUUGUUAUCCGGUUCUGCCCCUUCUUCCAUUAAUCAUCCGGUAAUAUUGUAUUGCUAGAUAUGACUUGGUCAAAAUAACGUAGGGUAAAGAUUAAAUUAAAUACUACUUUAUUUGAUAGAAACACAUGCAGCCACGUACCAAUUUAAUCCACCCAAAAUUUUCUUAUUGCUGGUCAAUAAUGAAUCACUAUUAUUUACAAACACAUCACGUAAAAGAACUCAUGUCACAAAUUUACUUAUAACAUAUUUAUUUACUAUAUGAAGUAGAAUGAGCGGAUAGAAACAUAAUUUAAAAUAAAAAUAAAAAGUGUAUAAACCCUAAACCCAAAAAAACAUAAAUUUCCAAAUACUAAAUCCUAAACUCUAAUCACUAAACCCUAACUCAAAUAUAAACCCUAAACCCAAAUAUAAACACAAAACCCAAAUAGAAUGGAACAAAAUAAAUAACAUAGUACAUAUUGGUGAAACUAUAAAAUGUCUAUGAUUGCAUGAAAGAAGUUAGUGUUGACCCAACCAUACCCCUCACCUUCUAAAUACUAAACCCUAAAUUCCAGUCACUAAACCCUAUCCAAAUAUACCCUAAACGCUAAACCUAAAUAAAUAGAUUAAGCUAAACCCUGAUCAAGGAAGUAUAAACCCAAAUAGAAUGUAUAUAAUGUGUUUCAAAAAAAAAAAAAAAAAAAAAAA
Messenger RNA from Brassica rapa (field mustard), 11416 nucleotides. Its product is annotated as lysine histidine transporter-like 6. The record is from RefSeq and is a predicted model, not a curated record. NCBI's taxonomy places the organism in Eukaryota, Viridiplantae, Streptophyta, Magnoliopsida, Brassicales, Brassicaceae.